AUGCAGCGCUUCCGACUGCAGCGCCUGGCCGCAGCGGUGCGGCACCAGGCCACGAAGAGCGGCACGUGGCUGGAGGGUGAGCUGAACUUGGACACCAACAUGGUUCACGCCGCAGUGACCCCGGAACCAAAGAGCGGUGCCAUCCUCACCCCCCUCUUCCUGUCCACCACCUUCAUCCAGGACCAUCGACUCGAGAGGCUACAGCUACUCCCGCACCAACAACCCCACCGUGACGGCACUGGAAGAGAAGCUGGCCAAAGUGGAGAACGGGUUCGGUUCCUCGGCAUUCGGCACCGGCAUGGCCGCCACCACCAGUGCCAUCUCUGCGACCAUGCAGUGCCUUGUCUGGGAUAG
This is a messenger RNA of Symbiodinium necroappetens, 354 nucleotides long. The record is from the annotation of a GenBank genome assembly. NCBI's taxonomy places the organism in Eukaryota, Dinophyceae, Suessiales, Symbiodiniaceae.